AUGAUUUCCAUCACCAUGGAUUCCAAGGUUGCAUUCUUGGAAUCUGUUCAACAAUACCUACUUGGGCACGAUUCAAGAAAUGUCAUGGACGUUUUAGAACCUAAAAGCCACCAAUCUACAUCUCAUGAUCCAUUUUCAAACCCUACAUGUGAUGGUGAUUCGGAGAACAUUGUUUUAUGUAGGGAGCAUGCAUUGACUAUGGUGGAGCGUGAAGUACACGCGCCACCAACAUGGAAGCACUGCAGAGGCGUGAGGCGUAGGCCGUGGGGAAAGUUUGCGGCGGAGAUAAGGGAUCCAAAGAAGAAUGGAGCUAGGGUUUGGCUUGGAACUUAUGAAACCGAAGAAGCAGCAGCUUUGGCUUAUGAUAAAGCCGCUUUCAAGAUGCGUGGUCAAAAAGCUAAGCUUAACUUUCCUCAUCUUAUUGGCUCGGAUAAUAAAUUGUUAGAGCCAAUGAAAGUGACAACUUCUAAGCGGAGGUUGUCAAAAAUUUCUCCACCUUCAUCGCCAUCUUCAGAAGAUAGUUUAGAGUCACAGGGAAUAAAGAGGAGGAAGGGCUUAGUUGAUUUACUGAAUAAGUUAGCUAAGAAUCUAAGCCAAGCCAAGGUGGUUGAAGUGGGGUUAGAGGAAAGUUGCAGAUCAUUUGUUGAAUGA
This is a messenger RNA of Abrus precatorius (Indian licorice), 651 nucleotides long. Its product is annotated as ethylene-responsive transcription factor 2-like. Gene Ontology annotation, biological process: ethylene-activated signaling pathway; regulation of DNA-templated transcription. The transcript has a single exon. Bases 1 to 651 code for a protein of 216 amino acids. Gene Ontology annotation, molecular function: DNA binding; DNA-binding transcription factor activity. The record is from RefSeq and is a predicted model, not a curated record. NCBI's taxonomy places the organism in Eukaryota, Viridiplantae, Streptophyta, Magnoliopsida, Fabales, Fabaceae.